Messenger RNA from Anthostomella pinea, 2769 nucleotides. Lineage: Eukaryota; Fungi; Ascomycota; Sordariomycetes; Xylariales; Xylariaceae. The record is from the annotation of a GenBank genome assembly.
AUGGAGGAGGAGGAACACCUCAAGGACGGCCUGCAAGGUCUCAGAGUCGACACAGGCUCCAUGUCCCGGGGAGCUACAAUCAAGCAGGAAGGAGACAGCACGGCCACGACACCUACUGGCAGCAAAGGUUCCAGGCCGCAGAGCAUGUCGCCGGAUGAUCAGAAGCCGCGCAGUGAUAGCGCCUCAACACCAGACGGCGCGCAACCUCCGAAAACCCUCCGCAAAACAUCACAAAAGAAGACAUCCCAGCCCGCCAUGACCUUCCAAGAUCUACCCGACGCGACGAGCGAAUCCUGCACACACUUCCAGCUGAUUGAGGCCUGUCUCUAUGGAUCCAAGUCGCUUGGCUCAACAGAACACGAUGCGCUGGACUGCGAUUGCAACGAAGAGUGGCGGGAUGGUGCAAACCAUGCUUGCGGCGAAUACUCUGACUGCAUCAAUCGAGCCACCAAAAUGGAGUGUGUAGACAAGGAGUGCAACUGUGGAGAAGGGUGCCAGAAUCAACGGUUCCAGCGCAGACAGUUUGCCGACGUCUCGGUCAUCAAGACCGAAAAGAAGGGCUUCGGCCUACGAGCAAACAGAGAUCUGGAGGCGCAUGAUUUCAUCUUCGAGUACAUUGGCGAAGUCAUUAACGAACCUACGUUCCGGAGACGAAUGGUCCAAUACGACAAAGAGGGCAUCCGGCAUUUCUAUUUCAUGUCACUGACCAAACACGAGUUUGUAGACGCAACCAAGAAAGGUAAUCUCGGUCGCUUCUGCAAUCACUCUUGCAACCCCAAUUGCUACGUGGACAAAUGGGUGGUGGGGAACAAGCUUCGCAUGGGCAUUUUCUCCCUGCGGAGAAUCCAGUGUGGCGAGGAGUUGGUCUUCAACUACAAUGUCGACAGAUACGGUGCCGAUCCGCAACCCUGCUACUGUGGCGAGCCAAAUUGCAUUGGAUUCAUCGGAGGCAAGACCCAGACGGAGCGCGCUACGAAACUGCCCGAUGCAACGAUUGAAGCUCUUGGCAUUGACGACGGCGAUGGCUGGGAGACGGCGGUUGCCAAGAAGCCUCGGAAGAAGAAGGUCGGCGAGGACGACGAGGAGUACGUUAAUAGCGUGCAAGCUCGCGGCCUCGACGAGAAAGGCGUUACGAAGGUGAUGGCCACACUCAUGCAGUGCAAAGAGAAAUGGAUCGCUGUCAAGCUGCUGGAGCGUAUCCAGCACGCUGACAACAACCAAGUGCGCAAUCGAGUUGUGCAAAUGCACGGAUACCAGAUUUUGAAAACCGCGCUAAACACCUUCAUUGAAGACCGCAACGUUGUCCUUCAGAUCCUGGACAUCCUCGACAAGUUUCCUCGUCUGACCAAGAACAAGAUCUCCGAUUCUAACAUCGAGUCGGCUGUCCAGUCCCUGACCAAGUCUGAGCACGAAGACGUCGCUGCGGAUUCUGCACGCCUAUUGGAUGAAUGGAGCAAAUUGGAGGUCGCCUAUCGUAUUCCCCGGAAGAAGUUCGACCCCAAUGCACAGGCGGCCCAAGCCACGCCCUCUGUCAAUUCUUUUGAAGAUCGCCGGGGCAAUCGUCAAGGGGAGCCACUCAUCAAGACCGUUCUGACCCUUCCAGACAACAUCCCUAAAGGUCCGCGAAGCAACAUCCCGCAGCGGAACCCCAGCUUCUUCAACAGUCCGAGACAGCGCCGACCUGUUGCUCUCAAUCUGCCGCCCGGCUGGUUCUCAGCAACUGACAAGAGUGGAAGCCUGUAUUACUACACCAAAAGUGGUGACACCACGUGGAUCAAGCCCACUGCACCUGCGUCUGAAGCGCCUGCAUCACAACCGAAAGGGCCGUCCAAGGCUGCGCAGGAGCAGAAGACACUGCAGGACAUCAUCGAUUCGCUUACGAAACCAGACAGUGCGCCACCGCGAAGGUCUGCAUCGCAGACUCCGCAGCAUGUCAGCACCCCCACACCGGUCCCCAAAAAGGAGAAAUGGCGGUCUAUGUCGGUCGACAAACAGAUGAAGCUCUACGAAAACACGCUUUUUCCACACGUUAAGCGUGUGAUGGACAAGUUCCGCCACAAGCUCCCUAAAGAAGAAUUGAAAAAGUUCGCGAAAGAAGUCAACAAGAAGCUUGUUGCAUCCGACUACAAGAACAAUCGUGUGGCUGAUCCAACUUCAAUAACGGAGAAACAGGAGAGGAAGGUGAAACAAUACGUCAAGGACUAUUUUGAUCGUGCUGUCGAGAAGGUUAAGGAUCAUGAGAAGAAGAAGGCGCAGCGUGCCGGGAAGGGUGGACCUCAUGCGCCUAUUCUUACGCAUAGCAAUGGCCAUGAUACCCCCAUGGGAAAAUCUGCUGUCAAGGAUGAUCGCGACAUCGCGAUGACCGAUGACGAAGAUAUUGGCUCGACGCCCGCAAGUUCUGAACAAAAGCGAAAGCGGGAAGAUGAGAUGGCUGGAUCUCCCAGCCUGACACCGACAGAGGUCCCUUCGCUCAAGCGCCUGAAGGAGGAUGGAGGUGACAUGUCAAGCCCGCCUCCUCCUCCGCCUCCUCCACCACCGCCUGAGGGUGAGACUACGGUGAAGCUUGAGAUGAUGGGACAUGACACUGUCUUCGGAGAGCAAGAGGUGGAAGAUGAAGCAGAGCGGCAGAGGCUCCGUGAGGAGGAAGCUGCUCUGGAAAGGGAAAACGAGAUCAACGCCCUAGACGCCGAAAGAGAGAGAUACAGUGGUGAAGCCACCGGUCGAGACAUCCAUGACAACGCUCCGAAGCAUGAAGUUCUAAGUCAUUAG